GGGCUUCCCGCAAAACGUGACCCCCUCCCCGUCCCUACCCCUCUUCCUCCUCGGACAAGCCCUCCCCCUCGCCGCCGCCGCCGCCGCCGCCGCCCCGCAGGUCGCCGGCUCCGCUUCGCGCCGUACCGAUGGCGGAAGAAGCAGCUGCCAAUGCGGCGAAGAAGGAGGAGGAGGAGUUCAGCACCGGGCCCCUGUCCCUGCUCCUCAUGAGCGUCAAGAACAAUACUCAGGUGCUUAUCAACUGCCGGAACAACAAGAAGCUACUUGGUCGCGUGAGGGCAUUUGACCGUCAUUGCAACAUGGUUCUUGAGAAUGUCCGGGAGAUGUGGACUGAGGUUCCAAAGACUGGCAAAGGCAAGAAGAAGGCCCUUCCAGUGAACAAGGACAGGUUCAUCAGCAAGAUGUUCCUCCGCGGCGACUCGGUCAUCAUUGUUCUCAGGAACCCGAAAUGAGUUAGACGACGACGACGACACAUCGUACGCCCAGAAGAGUCUCUUUGCUAUGUAGUCGCUGUUAAGUUUGUGAUACUGAAUACUCUAAAACAGUGAGUGCUUAAGAGAUGAUAUCAAGCCGAGAUUUAGCAGUAUUGAUUACCGGUCCAGUGUUGUAGUUUGGGAUGUUCUGAGUUUUGCCUGUCCUGUAUCUAAAUUGCGCUCGUAGUUUGUAUUUGGACCAUCAAUAUAUCGGCAGAACACAAUUUAAAAAGUUUGAGAAAUGUUUGAUUUGCCGUUGA
Molecule: messenger RNA, 733 nt
Organism: Triticum aestivum (bread wheat)
Lineage: Eukaryota; Viridiplantae; Streptophyta; Magnoliopsida; Poales; Poaceae
Product: small nuclear ribonucleoprotein Sm D2
Exons: 5
Coding region: 129-452 (107 amino acids)
Biological process (GO): RNA splicing
Cellular component (GO): small nuclear ribonucleoprotein complex
Molecular function (GO): RNA binding
Source: RefSeq, a predicted model, not a curated record